Molecule: messenger RNA, 35533 nt
Organism: Podarcis lilfordi (Lilford's wall lizard)
Lineage: Eukaryota; Metazoa; Chordata; Lepidosauria; Squamata; Lacertidae
Source: the annotation of a GenBank genome assembly
CCGACUCUGUGGUGCGGCCUCCAGCCUCCCCGCCCACCUUCGCCCGUCAGUCGGAGGAAGACAUGGCGGUGUCUGCGGGAGUCGUUCUGAGGGGUCUCCUGCCCAGGCGUGAGUUGGGGGCUCCCCACUUCCUUGGAGGGGGUGGUUUUCCUUCUCACCUGCCUUAUUUCUCUCCUCUUUUUGCUCUCCUUGUGGAGGGAAGGCGUGUCUUUUCCCUAUUAUUUUUAUUUUAUUUAUAUUUAUUUUAUAUUUUAUUUUAUAUUAUUUUUAUAUCAUUUCUUUUUUAUUUUAUUUUUUUUAAUUUUAUUGCAGGGGCUCAAGGCAGCGAGCCUGCGGGUUAAAAACAAGAACCGCCUUAAAACAGGGGGGUUUGGUGUGUGCGUGUGUAUGUUUGGAAAACAAUAUUUUUUGGGGGGGUUUAAGCACUAAUAGGAUUCAAAAACUACCUUUAGGGGAGCUUUUAAUGUUUAACAGACCACUGUAUUUUAAUACUUUGUUGGAAGCCGCCCAGAGUGGUUGGGGAGACCCAGCCAGAUGGGCGGGAUAUAAAUAAAUUAUUAUUUUUAUUAUUAUUAUUACCUGCGUAUAUAUAAUCUGUUCAAGAAUAUAAGGAUAUAUACCAAUAAGAAAUGACCGUGGCUGCUUCCAUGGAUUCAGACGGAAAAGAGAAAUGGAGCGGAUGGUGUCGUUGGCACAACGGGUGGCACCGAACCCCAAAACUCUGUUGUUGUUUUUCUUUCUUUAUUUAUUCAUUCGUUUAUUUACUUACUUAUUAUCCACCACCUUUCCCCCCUGUCAGAGACUCUCUUGCCUUUCCUGUCGCCCUUCCCCUCUCCGAAGUAGGGCAAAGGUGACUCGACAGUAAAUAAGGUCUCCUGUUUUUAAAUGGCUUCCUGAACCCAGGAAGGAUUGUGAGGCAACUUUGCUAGGGGGUUUCUCUCUUUUUUGGGUGGGUGCAUUGGGGGCUUAAAAAAAAGAAAGAAAAAUGAGUGUUAUUUGAGUCACUCCUUUCCAGGCACUUUGAACCCUAAGCUGCUUUAUCACAUUGUAUUUCUAUCCAGCCUUUUCCUUCAAGUAGCUCAAGGUGGCGCCUACAUUGUUUUCUCUCUCCUUCUUGCUCAAUCCCCUUCAUUUUAUUUGACCCCCUUUUGAGUCCGCAGAGGGGUUUCCCCAUUUGUUGUUGUUUAGUCGUUUAGUCGUGUCCGCCUCUUCGUGACCCCCUGGACCAGAGCACGCCAGGCACUUCUGUCUUCCACUGCCUCCCGCAGUUUGGUCAAACACAUGUUAGUAGCUUCGAGAACGCUAUCCAGCCAUCUCGUCCUCUGCCGUCCCCUUCUCCUUGUGCCCUCCAUCUUUCCCAGCAUCAGGGUCUUUUCCAGGGAGUCUUCUCUUCUCAUGAGGUGGCCAAAGUAUUAGGAGUCUCAGCUUCAGGAUCUGUCCUUCCAGUGAGCACUCAGGGCUAAUUUCCUUGAGGUUUGAUCUUCUUGCAGUCCAUGGGACUGUCAGGAGUCUCCUCCAGCACCAGAAUUCAAAAGCAUCAAUUCUUUGGUGAUCAGCCUUCUUUAUGGUCCAUCUCUCACUUCCACACAUCACUACUGGGGAAACCAUAGCUUUAACUAUAUGGACCUUUGUUGGCAAGGUGAUAUCUCUACUUUUUAAGAUGCUGUCUGGGUUUAUCAUUGCUUUUCUCCCAAGAAGCAGGUGUCUUUUAAUUUCGUGACUGCUGUCACCAUCUGCAGUGAUCAUGGAGCCCAAGAAAGUAAAAUCUCUCACUGCCUCCAUUUCUUCCCCUUUUAUUUGCCAGGAGGUGAUGGGCCCAGUGGCCAUGAUCUUCGUUUUUUUGAUGUUGAGCUUCAGACCAUAUUUUGCGCUCUCCUCUUUCACCCUCAUUAAAAGGUUCUUUAAUUCCUCCUCACUUUCUGCCAUCAAGGUUGUGUCAUCUGCAUUUCUGAGGUUGUUGAUAUUUCUUGGUUUCCCCAUUAACAGUGCAUUUUUGCCCCCAGACCUGCUGACCCGUCCUGCUCCCUGCCUCAGUUUAAGGACGAUGUCGUCGCAACCGCCGGAGAAGCCCAAGGCCUUGGACACCUAUGAAACCCUGAAGCUAGAGCGGGUGAAAGAGAAGGUUUUGCACGUGGAGCUCAACCGGCCAGAGAAAAGGAAUGCCAUGAAUGCUGCUUUCUGGAGGUAACAGGGAACUAAUGGAAAAGAUCGCAGGAGGGGGCAUCUGUUUUCAGUAUGCAACAAUCUGAGCGUUUUGAAGAUGGUAGAUAAGACGCCAGCUACCGGACUUUUAAGAGGCUUGGUAAGGGCAGAAGACCCAGCACCAUUGCAGCUUCUCAUUGGCCCAGUACCUGCAGCCUAACACAGCAAGGCACAUUCAUUCAGCCAUUGGAUAAGAAACUAAGGCAUGUGACCUUGGAUCAUUUUCAUCAGCAAGUGUUUUGUUUUGUUUGUUUGUUUCCCCCCUAUCCCCAUCCCCAACACAUCUUUAGAGCAAUCUAAGCAAUCUAAGAGGGACGCGGGUGGCGCUGUGGGUUAAACCACAGAGCCUAGGGCUUGCCAAUCAGAAGGUCGGUGGUUCGAAUCCCCGCGGCGGGGUGAGCUCCCAUUGCUCUGUCCCAGCUCCUGCCAACCUAGCAGUUCGAAAGCACGUCAAAGUGCAAGUAGAUAAAUAGGUACCGCUCCAGCGGGAAGGUAAACGGCGUUCCCGUGCGCUGCUCUGGUUCAUCAGAAGCGGCUUAGUCAUGCUGGCCACAUGACCCGGAAGCUGUACGCCGGCUCCCUCGGCCAAUAAAGCGAGAUGAGGGCCGCAACCCCAGAGUCGGCCACAACUGGACCUAAUGGUCAGGGGUCCCUUUACCUUUACCUUUAAGCAACGAGAACUUGGAUUUGUCAGCAGCAAAAAUCUUUUCAGUUUUACAACCGGGCUGAAUUCAUGCCAGUUUUUAAAGACUGGGUGUGUAGGCUUGUGAGCAUGGAAACAAAUUGUCUGGACAAUGGGGGCUGGUGGGGAGGGGCUCAGAAUUUCUUUUAUGGAUAAGAUGAAAUGUCCCACCUCCUCAGCUCUCUUGUCUCCAGGAAAGGAAGUGCCCAAGUGAUAAGUAUUCUGAAAAUUUUUAUUUUGGAAAUUUUAUUUACAACAUAACAUAAACCCCGCCCCCCAGUACAGAAAUACAGUAAACAUAACAUACAACAAUACAAACAACCAAAUAAAAGACUUCCUUUAUCCUGUAUCUGGCCUCCUUAUUUUCUUAUUGUAAGAAAAAUAUUAAUAAUUAUUCAUAAAGGAAACAGUGAUAGGUAUGUUGAUAACCCCCCCUCCCCGGAAGCUGGUCCUUUGCACAACAUCAGAAGAUACACUGGAGAUAGAGGAGGAAAAAGCCACAGAAUAAACUCAGUGGGUGGCGUUGCUGAUGGCUGCUUAUGCUGCCCCAGCGUAGGGCUAGCAGAAAAUGAAUCUGCCGUUGUACUCCCUUCUCUAAAGUCGAAGCCCAGCACACAGUCGUAUGCGCUGUCGCCUCCAUGCGGCGCCACAUGAGAUUGCUUAGAAGACUUGUUAGGCAAGACAUGCAUCAACCUGCUUCAGUCAAGUGGCUUCCUUCCACUGGUAGAAGGUGUUCUCCAGGUGGCAGGAGGUGUUCCCAAACUCACCCUCUUUUUUUGUCUCUCUCUCUCUCUCACCCUACCCUCUUGUCCUAGGGAGAUGGUGGAGUGCUUCAACAAGAUUGCUCAGGACUCCGAAUGCCAUGUGGUGGUGGUAUCUGGCGCCGGGAAAAUGUUCACCUCAGGUAGGUGAGGAGAGAUGCUGAGGACUAGAAAGAUGUUUCUCCUGCUUUAGGGUAGAAAGUUCCUGGGCUGCUGUAGAGGCUGGCUCCUGGGGAAAAAAUUAACUCUUCUUAAAGUGGGGCACCCCUGGCCACUGGUCCCAUCACCUCCUGGCAAAUAGAAGGGGAAGAAAUGGAGGCAGUGAGAGAUUUUACUUUCUUGGGCUCCAUGGUCACUGCAGGUGGUGACAGCAGGCACGAAAUUAAAAGACACCUGGUUCUUGGGAGGAAAGCAACGACAAACCUAGACAGCAUCUUAAAAAGCAGAGACAUCACCUUGCCAACAAAGGCCCGUAUAGUUAAAUCUAUGGUUUUCCCAGUAGUGAUGUAUGGAAGUGAGAGCUGGACCAUAAAGAAGGCUGAUCGCCAAAGAACUCAUGCUUUUGAAUUAUGGUGCUGGAGGAGACUCUUGAGAGUCCCAUGGACUGCAAGAAGAUCAAACCUCUCCAUUCUGAAGGAAAUCAGCCCUGAGUGCUCACUGGAAGGACAGAUCCUGAAGCUGAGGCUCCAAUACUUUGGCCACCGCAUGAGAAGAGAAGACUCCCUGGAAAAGACCCUGGUGCUGGGAAAGAUUGAGGGCACAAGGAGAAGGGGACGACAGAGGAUGAGAUGGUUGGACAGUGUUCUCGAAGCUACCAGCAUGAGUCUGACCAAACUGCGGGAGGCAGUGGAAGACAGGAGUGCCUGGCGUGCUCUUGUCCAGGGGGUCACGAAGAGUCGGACAUGACUAAACAACUAAACAACAACAAAGUGGGGCAGGGAACCUUUUCUCUCCGGAGGGCCUCAUUCCCUUCCAGGUAACAUUCUCAGGGCGACGUGUCAGUGGUCGGUGGAGGCAGAGGGGAAAAUGGGCUGGAGGGCAAUUGCUGCAAACACUCACACUCCCCUCUCCAUCCUGACACACAAAAGGCAUUGUCGGAGCGCAAGGAUCCGUUCUAGCCAGGCAAAAGCACUUGAGCUGUAAAGUGUGUCCUUUUGUUUGUCCAGAGUCUGUUGUGCCUCAUGUGUGUGAAAGAGGUGUUAAGAAACACAAAAACAGUUUUUCUGACUGUUAUGGGGAGCAUUAAAACUGCACAUGCACAAGUGUCUGUUGUGCAGCUCUUUUGCACAACACAGAACGUGGAGGUCUUUGGAACAAAACGUUGGGUGCCUACAGACUGCCGCAAUUUUAGGAGUUCAUGCGUAUACUGUAACUUUAGCGUUGUGAAUUUAAAGGAGUCAAUCACCCUAGCGCAACAAAUCCACUUUUAAAAAAGAAUACUUUUUGCCGUUUGGAAAGUGGCCAGGAAAUGUGUUGAAAAGUAUGGGACAUACUUUCAAAGUGUUGGUGCUGACCUUGAAAGCCCUAAAGGGCCAUUGGCCCAGUAUACCUGAAGGAGCGUCUCCACCCCCAUCGUUCUGCCUGGAUGCUGAGGUCCAGCACCGAGGGCCUUCUGGCGGUUCCCUCAUUGUGAGAAGCGAGGUUACAGGGAACCAGACAGAGGGCCUUCUCGGUAGUGGCGCCCGCCCUUUGGAACACCCUCCCUUCAGAUGUGAAGGAAAUAAGCAGCUAUCUUAUCUUUAAAAGACAUCUGAAGGCAGCCCUGUUCAGGGAAGUUUUUAAUAUGUAAUGUUGUAUUGUUUUUAACACUUGAUUGGAAGCCGCCCAGAGUGGCUGGGGAAACUCAUCCAGAUGGGCGGGGUAUAAAUAAUAACUUAUUAUUAUUAUUAUUUAUUACAAAAGACUGAUUAAUGGGUAAACAUUAAUGUGGCGCUGUGGGUAAAACCUCAGUGCCUAGGACUUGCCGAUCGUAUGGUCGGCGGUUCGAAUCCCCGCGGCGGGGUGAGCUCCCGUCGUUCGGUCCCAGCUCCUGCCCACCUAGCAGUUCGAAAGCACUCUUAAGUGCAAGUAGAUAAAUAGGUACCGCUUUAUAGCGGGAAGGUAAACGGCGUUUCCUUGUGCUGCGCUGGUGCUGGCUCGCCAGCUGCAGCUUUGUCACGCUGGCCACGUGACCCAGAAGUGUCUUCGGACGGCGCCGGCUCACGGCCUCUAGAGCGAGAUGAGCACGCAACCCUAGAGUUGGACACGACUGGCCCGUACGGGCAGGGGUACCUUUACCUUUACCAUGUAAGCAAGCGAGGAUGGGUGCUUAUUGUCUCAUAAGCUGUCCCAUAUACAAAAGGAUGCUCAGUAAAGCUUGGGGCAGCCUAACCACUGUGUGAGCUUUGUGCAAGCAAAUCAGGAUAAACAAACAGGUUUUCUGAAGAAGCUGGGAAGUUUCUUUUGAGCAAAGCAGCGGCACAGAAUUGAGACGGGGUGUCACUUAUUUGGGAGUAACGUGAGCCGUCCUGGUUCUCCCAUGCUCUCGCCCGGCAGGUAUUGACUUGAUGGAGAUGGGCAGCACGUUCCUGAUGAUACCAGGAGACGACACAGCCCGGAAGGCUUGGAACAUCCACCAGAAGAUCCGGGAGUAUCAAGAAACCUUCACGGUCUUGGAGAAGGUGCGUGGGCUGAUCCUGCAGUUUGCCCCACCCUUGGAUGAGAAACCAUCUUCAUCCACGGCUAACUGUUCCUUUGUCUUUUAGUGCCCUAAGCCCGUAAUUGUUGCCGUCCACGGGGGCUGCAUUGGAGGAGGUGAGUCUGCAACGCUUGCGUCAUAAAUAACCUGAAACAACCCCCCCCCUUCCCCGCUUCCACCAUUCCCCCUCACAACUGCAGUAGUUUUGUGGAUGUUGCAAGUUGCAACAGGUAACCAUGGGCCAAAUCUGGCAUUUCAGCAGCAGCUUUUAUUUCUUUUUCUUUAUUAUGUAUUUUGAUCUUGGUUUUUUUCCCCUUUUUUUUCAUUAGUUUUUAUUAAAUACAGUGGUACCUCGGGUUACAUACGCUUCAGGUUACAGACUCCGCUAACCCAGAAAUAGGGCUUCAGGUUAAAGAACUUUGCUUCAGGAUGAGAACAGAAAUCGGGCUCCGGCGGCAGCAGGAGGUCCCAUUAGCUAAAGUGGUGCUUCAGGUUAAGAACAGUUUCAGGUUAAGUACAGACCUCCAGAACGAAUUAAGUACUUAACCCGAGGUACCACUAUAUUACAAGAAAAGAAAAAGGAAAAAGGAAUAGAAACAAAAAUCAACACAUAACACUGUACACAAUUUGACAAUUCAGAUUUGAAUACACUGCUAUACCUCUGACUACACCUUUUUAAACAAUAUUUUCCCACCUCUCUCUCCUCCCCCUACUUCCCACCACUAUCCGUCUUCUCGCUUAAAUAUUCAUUCCAGAUCUCUUCAUAUUCAUCCAUUCUUAAUUUGCUUCGACAUGCAAUUCGUUCGUAUGUAGCUAAUCUGUCCAUAUUAUCAAUCCGUGUGCUCAAUGGAAUCUUUUUGCAGCUCUUCCAAUUCAUCAAGACAAGUUUUUUUUGCUUCUAAUAUGUGUCUUUUAAACUCCCUCAGCUAUCCCAACUGCAGGGAGCAGUGUUGUAACGUUUAUUAUUUCUAAAUAUAAAUAUAUUUUAAAAACCAUUCUGAAAAGCACUUGAUCCACACUUCAGCUACAUAAUCAACUUUCCUUUCUCUUAAAUGGGUGUAAUCUGAAGGCACCCGAGGAUGUCACACAGCUGAAGCGAAUCAGGUCCGCACCUGGUUGCAGGUUCCCAGACAUAUUAAAUAUAUAACCUUUAAAACAUAUAACGCAGGCUUUCCUGGACUCUCAGCCCUAUUUUUUUAAUUUCUUUUGGUGCACAUGUUCCUUGCUCAGUUUUACAUAAAUAGUUUUCCUCGGUUUUUACGAAGUUCUGCUGAGUAUUAUUGCAGCACACUUAUAUACUGUUAUUUAACGAAACAUGUAUACUGCUUGACUGUAAUGAAAAAAAAACCACACCAAGUGGUUUGCAUAGUGUAUCACGUUAUCAGUACGUUGCUGACUUUUUCUAAUACAGUGGUACCUCGGGUUACAUACGUUUCAGGUUACAGACGCUUCAGGUUACAGACUUUGCUAACCCAGAAAUAGUACCUCGGGUUAAGAACUUUGCUUCAGGGUGAGAACAGAAAUCAUGCUCCGGCGGUGCGGCAGCAGCAGGAGGCCCCAUUAGCUAAAGUGGUGCUUCAGGUUAAGAACAGUUUCAGGUUAAAAACAGACCUCCGAAACGAAUUAAGUUCUUAACCCGAGGUACCACUGUACUUUAACUAUUUAUUUGUGCUUUUAUCUACUGUUUUUAUCUUGUGAACCGCCCUGAGAUCUUUGGAUGAAGGGCAGUAAAUAAAUCUAAUAAAAAUUAAAAUAAAAUUUUGUUUUUUGCAUUCAGCAUGCUUUACGUGAACCAUUUAGAUUCGCUGCCGUAUUAAUCAGCAUGUAACUUAUACAGUGGUACCUCUGGAUGCAAAUGGGAUCCGUUCCAGAGCCCCGUUCGCAUCCUGAAGCGAACGUAAGAUGCGACUGCGAGGUCGCAUUUCGCUGCUUCCGCGCAUGCGCGUGACGUCAUUUUGAGCGCAUGUGCGAGUGGCGAAACCUGGAAGUAAUGCGCUCCGUUACUUCCGGGUCACCGCGGAGCGCAACCCGAAAAUGCUUAUCUUGAUGCAUAUUCAUCUUCUGGCCCUAGAUCUGGAAACGUGCUGAAUGUUUAGCUGCUGAGCAUCCUUCUACAGUGGUGCCCCGCAAGACGAAUGCCUCGCAAGACGGAAAACCCGCUAGACAAAAGGGUUUUCCGUUUUUGAGUUGCUUCGCAGGACGAAUUUCCCUAUGGGCUUGCUUCGCAAGACGAAAAUGUCUUGCGAGUCUUGAGAUUUUUUUCGCUUUCCCCCCCCUUUAUCUAAGCCGCUAAGCCUUUAAUAGCCUUUUAGCAGCUAAUCCGCUAAGCCUUUAAGCCUUUAAUAGCCGCUAAACCGCUAAUAGCGCUAAUCCGUUAAGCCGCUAAUAGGGUUGCUUCGCAAGACGAAAAAACCGCUAGACGAAGACACUCGCGGAACGGAUUAAUUUCGUCUUGCGAGGCACCACUGUAUUGGGACGUGAACAGCAUUGUUUACCUGUUCUUGUUCCCUCUGCAGGUAUGAAUCUCAUCUCCGCCUGCGAUAUCCGCUACUGUACUCAAGACGCCUGGUUCCAGGUUAAGGUGUGUUGUGAGAGCUCCUAUCACCUUUCUUCCCAGGGGAACCUACCUGGCUUGUUAGUCUUGCUCCAAGCCCCUUAGGAACAGAGGAAGGUUCCUUUCAACAAGUCAUACCCUUGGUCUGUCUAGCUCAUUAUUAACUACAGUGACUGGCAGUGGCAGAAGCUCUCCAGGACUCCAGACAAGGGACAUUCAGGAAAAUUCAGGAGAAACAUAAGAAAAUGUUCAGUGGAUAGUUACAUACCCUCCAACAUUUCUCCGAUGAAAAGAGGGGCAUCCUAUUGCGUGGCAAGUCCCGCCUCCCCCCUUGGAAAAUAAAGACACAGGGCACAGUAUUUAAGGUUAAUGGGCGGAAAAGGCCACAACUUUAUUGACUGCAGAAAUUGAGCGGUAUUGGCUUAGGCAUUGGUCCUAUCGACUAACCGGCUUCAGCCUGAUUGCAUGAAGGCCGGCAAGGGUUAACCACCAGUAGGGGGAGUCCUGAUGAUGUACAUCAACUAGGACCUCCCCCGGGGUCACCACUCGGGGGCGUGCCUUAGGCCCACACCUCCGUAGGCUUCGGACAGGGCAACGCUGCCCGGAAUCCUUUGCCGGACUACCCUUUGCUUUGGAGGAAGGUGAUGGCGCUUCCUUUCCCCCCUCUCAUUCCUCCCUCCCCCCAUCCGGAGCAGCUGGAGCAAAGCAGAGAGGGAGGUCCUCAGUCGUGCCGGCCCUAAAUAGCCCGGGCCACGCCUCCCUGGCCAGCCGAUUGGCUGGACAGGGAGAUGACGCGCCCGAGGAUUCCCUCAUUCUCGAGGGGACUGUGAGUCAGCCCCCGCAUGCGUGGGGAGGUGGUGAGCCCGCAACCCCACCGCCUCUCCAGCUUGGAAGUGGCGUUCCAUAACAACAACAGCACUAAUAAUAAUUUUAUUAUUUAUACCGCAUCCCCCUGACUUGGUUGCCCCAGCCACUCUGGGAGGCUUCCAACAUAUCUAGAAGCCUAAUAAAAACAUUUAAAAACCUGAAGAAGGGCUGCAUUUUGAUGGGUCAAGGAUCAUAUAACUCCAUGUCCUCCAACAUUUCUCCAAUGAAAAUAGGGAUGUCCUCCAGAAAAGUGGGACAUUUUGGGAUCAAAUCAGAAACCGGGACGGCUUCUGUAAAUCCGGGACUAUCCCUGGAAAAUAGGGGAACUUGGAGGGUCUGAACGGUUGCCUUCAGUUGUCUUCUGAAGGUUUGCAUAGUUACUUGUCUUGGGGGGGUCACAUAACUCCAGAUCCUUUGCAACAUUUCUCCAAUAAAACCAGGGACAUCUUGCCAUACCCUCCCAACAUUUCUUGGGUGAAAAUAGGGACGUCUUAAGGAAAAGCAGGGGACGCGGGUGGCUCUGUGGGUUAAACCACAGAGCCUAGGACUUGCCGAUAAGAAGGUCGGCGGUUCGAAUCCCCGCCACGGGGUAAGCUCCUGUUGCUCACUCCCUGCUCCUGCCAACCUAGCGGUUCAAAAGCACGUCAAAGUGCAAGUAGAUAAAUAGGUACCACUCUGGUGGGAAGGUAAACGGUGUUUCCGUGCGCUGCUCUGGUUCGCCAGAAGCAGCUUAGUCAUGCUGGCCACAUGACCCAGAAGCUGUACGCCGGCUCCCUUGGCCAGUAAAGCGAGAUGAGCGCCACAACCCCAGAGUCGGUCACGACUGGACCUAACGGUCAGGGGUCCCUUUACCUUUUUUAAAGGUAAAGCAGGACAUUCCAGGAGCAAAUCAGAAACCGGGAUGGCUUUUGUAAAUUCAGGACUGUCUUCGGAAUGCAAGAACACUUGGAGAGUAUGUAGGUUUUUUGUUUUGUUUUGUUUUUUUGCAACUUAAAUAUAUGUUUAUUAAAUAUUUCUUAGUGUACAGUUGGAGAGUCUGUAGUUAAACUAUGGAACUCGCUCCUGCAGAAAGCAAUUAUGGCCACCGUAUUGGAUGGCUUUUAAAAGAAUACGGCUACCAGCCACGAUAGCUCUGCUCUGCCUCUGUGGUCAGAGGAAGGAAUGGUUCUGAAUACCAGUUGCUGGAAACCGCAGGCAGGAGAGAGGUCUCCACUGCUUGUGUCCUGCUUGUAGGUUUGAUAAUGAUGAUGAUGAUGAUGAUAAUAAUAAUAAUAAUAAUAAUAAUAAUAAUUUAUUAUUUAUACCCCGCCCAUCUGACUGGGUCUCCCCAGCCACUCUGGGCGGCUUCCAACCAAAUAUCAAAAACAAUACAGCGUCAGACAUUAAAAACUUCCCUAAACAGGUGUCUUUUAAAAGUAAAAUAGUUGUUUAUUGCCUUGACAUCACCUGGGACAGUGUUCCACAGGGCGGGUGCCACUACCGAGAAGGCCCUCUGCCUGGUUCCCUGUAACCUCACUUCUCGCAACAAGGGAACCGCCAGAAGGCCCUCGGUGCUGGAUCUCAGUGUCUGGGCUGAACGAUGGGGGUGGAGACACUCCUUCAGGUAUACAGGACAUCUGUUUGGCCACUGUGAGAAGGGGAUGCUGGUUCCAUGGGCCAAUGGCCUGAUCAUUUUACGUUCUUAACAUGCCCUGCCAGGAAGGUGUCAAAAGAUGGAACCUUCUCUCUACCCCCCGAGCUACAGCCCUUCCCUUUAUCUCAGUCCAAAGCGCUUUGACCUUUUCCUUCUGUGUCACGGGAUGCCUGAACCCGUCUCUCCUCCUCCCUCCAGGAAGUGGACGUCGGAUUGGCAGCCGACGUUGGUGUUCUGCAACGGCUACCUCAUAUCGUCGGAAAUCGGAGGUCAGUCUUCGCUUCCUUUCAACUUUCCUUCCUUUCCUCCCUCUUGUGGCUUGUAAGGGAGGUAAUAGCAUUGGUGACAUUGAUUUGGGGCGCAGCAAGCCCCUUAUAUUGGUGUUAGAGAUAUUAAUGAAUAAAAUUAGAAAAGAUGAGACUAUAAAAGGGAUUGUGAUGGGGGGGAGUAUAAAGUAAGAGCCUUCGCAGAUAAAGUAUUAAAAAACGAAUCUAUUAGUUAAAAAUAUGGGGAACCAAGAAAAAAGUGAGCUACGAAGAAUCUCAGGGUUGCAGAUAAAAAAAAAAAAAGAUGAAAUAUUUCGGCAUAUGGAUGACAACAAAAAAUAUAGACCUAUUCCAUCCCUUCUCCCGCUUUGCUGUGAAGCCAGCAGAGCAGUUGGACUUAACUGUCAGGGGUCCCUUUACCUUUACUAUACCACCCUACAACAGAAAGACAAAAUGGGAAUGCAAAAUACAUAAUAAAACCCUUGCUGUCCCAUCCAACUGGAGAACGGUUUACAAUACCACAAGAGUUGGUAGUUCAGCCGACAGUUCGGCUUUGCCCUGCAGGGAAAAAUGCCCCACUUCCUUCUACAUGAAGGAGAAUUUUUCCUGACCUGCUGAUUCUUUCCUCCUGCUCCCAGCCUGGUCAACGAGUUGGCUUUCACUGCCAGGAAGAUGAUGGCGCCUGAAGCCGAGAGCAGCGGCUUGGUCAGGUAUGUGGCACAUUCCCCCAGACAGUCCACCUAUUCAUAAUUGUGUGGGGCUGAUAACAGCACUUCCUCCUCGGCCCACAACCUGCUUUUGACGGAGGCAGGUUCCCCUUUUCAUUGCAUGGCCUCUGCCCAGCAAAGUCACGAGUCUGGAAAUUAUAUGGGGAAGGGUUUAGGGGUGGGGAUGCAAAUGAGAGUGGCUAAUGGCCCUAACGCCAUGCAAAAUCCCCUGCCCACAUCUCAAAAAAGAAAAAAGAUACUUAUAGAGCCAGGAAAGAUCCGGAACAAAGAACCACUUGAAUGGGGUGAAACAGGAGGAAAAACUGAAGCGGGGUGGGUUGUUGUUGUUUAGUCAUUUAGUCGUGUCCGACUCUUUGUGACCCCCUGGACCAGAGCACGCCAGGCCCUCCUGUCUUCCACUGCCUCCCGCAGUUUGGUCAAACUCAUGCUAGUAGCUUCGAGAACACUGUCCAACCAUCUCGUCCUCUGUCGUCCCCUUUUCCUUGGGCCCUCCAUCUUUCCCAACAUCAGGGUCUUUUCCAGGGAGUCUUCUCUUCUCAUGAGGUGGCCAAAGUCUUGGAGCCUCAGCUUCAGGAACUGUCCUUCCAGUGAGCACUCAGGGCUGAUUUCCUUCAGAAUGGAUAGGUUUGAUCUUCUUGCAGUCCAUGGGACUCUCAAGAGUCUCCUCCAGCACCAUAAUUCAAAAGCAUCAAUUCUUUGGUGAUCAGCCUUCUUUAUGGUCCAGCUCUCACUUCCAUACAUCACUACCAGGAAAACAGUAGCUUUAACUAUACAGACCUUUGUUGGCAAGGUAAUGGGUUGGCAAGCAGGGUGGGUAGGGACCGUGUUUUCUUGUAGGCCGUCUUCUGCGUGUCUGGGGCAACGGCUGUGACUCUCGCCCCUCCAGGUAAGCAGGAGGUCUGGCCACAGUUGAAGAUCACGUUUAUUAUGACGUUUAUAUUCCACCAUUUCCUCCAAGGUGGCACGCUUGGUUCUCCUUCCCCUCAUUUAAUCUCCACAACAUCCUUGCGAGGUAGGUUUGGCUGGGAGGCAGCCACUGGCUCCACGGUCACCCAGUGUGAGCUUCAUGAGCUGAGGAUUUAUCCAGGUGGGGCGCUGCGGGGUUUGGCCUGGGGAGAAGACGUGUGCUAGGGGGUUUGUUAACUUCAGGCAGCUAAGCAAGAGCGCAGCAGAGAGAUGCAGGGCGACAAAUCAAGAGCGUUAAUUGCUUUAUUCCGCUGUGAUUUACAAGGCUGCUCUCUUACAUGAUUUUAGGGACAGAUCGGGCAAAUUCACAGGAGACUCUUUUCAGUAACCAUUAUGCCUAAAAGCAGCCUUUCUCAGCAUGUGGGUCCCCAGAUGUUGUUGAACUACAACUCCCAUCACCCCUAGCUAGCAAGGCCAGAGCUCAGGGAUGAUGGGAGUUGUAGUCCAACAACAUCUGGGGACCCACAGGUUGAGAACCGCUGCCUAAAAGGAACCUCGGAGGUUACUGACUACAAAUACUUUCCAAGUGUGUUGAAUAUGUCUUAUAAAUAACGCCCCCUCCCUGAAAAGAGGUGUCUGUGAAUUUCCCCUUUUAGAAGGACAACUUCAAAGACAAAUCCGUUUAUUGUGAGGACCAUGCCUGUACACAAACAUUAACACAACAAUAGUUAGCACAGCAUACUACAGCCAACAAAACUUUCAUCCCACAAAUAGAAAGAGAGGGGAAACGAGGCAACGAGUUAAACAGACUUUAUGAAGGGGUCUUUUACAUUGUCAUCCGCAAAUCUUCUUCCUGGCUUUCAUGGCCUUUUAUCACAAAAACCGCUACCACGUGGGAAUACGUGGGUUUGCAUCACAAUAAAAUUUUACUCUAUCUUCAGGAUUGUUAUAGAGUUGGGUAUAAUUUGCAGCAACAAGUGCCUCUAAAGCUCGAGUAGAUGGGGCAAUAGGAGGAGGUAAUGUGUAAGAUCCUUUAAUUUUCAUAAGGCAAGGCAUAAAUGAUGUUCUCUACUCAGUUUUUAGACCCACCGUCAGAUAUGCAGCUGGCAGUGUUUGAACCGUGCCAUAUGGUGCCCUCCUAACAAGACUCCACCAAGUAGUUGGCACAGAUUUUGGACUGCUUUACUGGGAAACCAUAGGAAAACCCAGAGUUUAUCUUAGGAGUCCAAAAAGGCUGCCAGAUCCAUUCCCGAACUUUAUCAGGGCUCCACAAUUUAAGGUAUUAAACUCCAGGUAGAUUUGUAUCUGGAUAGGAUAUCUAGUAGGUUUUUAUGCCAAGUAGUAAUAUUUUAGACAAUACAAAGGCUUGUUACCAAUAAGGUGUUCGGCACUGUGAGGCUACAGAAAACUAGAAUCUUUUGCGGGCCCUGGCAGACACAGAAGGUAAUCCUACUUCCAAUUUUAGGGAGAGCUGCCGGAUUUGAGGAGGCCUAGAAUUUUCUGAGGCAAAAGUUUAAUUCUGCCGUCGAACAGCUUCUGGAUUCCAUCCCCCAGAGUUCUACUCCAUAUAGCAUCUGGGGAAUCACUUUUCCAACAAAGCUUUUAAUGCCGGGAUCACCAGUUGCCCUCCUCAAUAAAAAGCUGAGCAGGGCACUGAUUGUCCUAGAUGUUAGAAGGCCAGUCUUGAAGUGGGCAAGCCAGCCAGAUGUAGCUUGGAGUGACAUCAAGAUAUUUAAAAAAGAAGACACUGUUCACCUAAAGUCUUUCAUCUAAAGCAUCCAUCUAAAUGUGUGGCGAGCCUAGUAAAUACCACAAUUUUGUUUUGUCACAAUUUAUCUGCAGCUGGGAACAAAUGCUGCGAGCCCUCCAGCAUGCCAUGUGGUGGGCCCCUUCGAGUGGCAAUGACAGCCAUGUCAUCAGCAUAUAGUAAUAUAUUCAGGUGUUUACCUAGGGCAGGAGCUGGAUGACUUAUACUUGCCAUAUGUUGAACAAUGUCAUUUAUAUAGAAAAUUAAAGAGGAACGGCGCUAACAAACAGCCCUUGUUUAACCCCUUUCCCCAGUGGCAGGAUCAGUAUAGCUGCCUGACAUCCCAGUUCUGAUUUUAACUGUGGUGUCUGAACGUAACUCUCUGGCAUUUUGAGAAGUCGCUCAUCAACAUCUGUUUCUAUAUAAUUUUGGGCUUACAAUUUUAUCCCUACAGAUUGAAUCAAAAGCGGAUGUGGAGAUCUACUAAAGCCACAAAAAGUUUGCUCUUAUAAAAAUUUUUAGACACUUAUCUAUCAUUGUCUGUAGUACCAAACAAUGGCCUGUUGUGGCUAUGUGGCCCUUUCAAACCCUGCCUGUUCCGGAUUAAGCAGGUUAGGAGUGGUCAGCCCAGUCAACUGGGGGUUUAUUUAGCAGGUAGCGAGUGUAAGUUUAUACACAACGUCCAGGAGACUUAAGUGAAGCAUAGUUUGGAGGGGGGUCUUGGGGGUCUCCUUCCAGGUGGGGGCUACCAGCUCGCUUCCAGUUUCGGAUUUGCAUAUAUCAUUUAUCAUCAGAGUUGGGCCAAAAAUAGCAGCCCACCACUGGGCAUUUAGUUUAAAUACCCCAGGAGGAAUCAUAUCCUCACCGCAGCUUUACAUUCUUGGAGUGUUUAAUUAGGCUGUAAACAUUCUUGAUCUGGUAACAGAUCCUGCCCUUACUGAUCGGCUUAAGGAGGAGAAAACUGUCGUUUAGCAAUGUUUGGGAGCUAGCAUAGCCGGGAAAGGGCAGACCUAAGGGGUUAGAUGAGAUACUGUUGGCCAUAAUUUUCCCCUUUGGUGAAACUCCCCUAAGUAAUUAUUUCCUGUGAACUUUGGUCAUCCCGCAAUUUGAUCGCUUUGUCAUGCCUCCCAUUGUUCCUUUCUGUAGAGGGAUUUUUUAAAUUUUAGAGUAUUUUUAUAAUGAACGCACCAUGCAGGUUUUCCAAUGAGGACAAGGUCCCUUCCUGUUUUACCUAUUUUGUAGUUUCCUGGAUAAGGAUCUUAGAUUCCUACAGUCUUUGUCGAACCAGGCCCUCGGAAGGUUUUGUUUUUUUGGGAGGGUUGGAAUUGUGGAGUAGGGAAGAGCGACCUGACCUGGCUGAAAUGUUGAAAAGGGUCAGAAAUUGAUGAGACACUGUCUCUCAAGGCCAGUAAGUCUGAUGAAUGCAGAAUUUGAUUUUAGAUUCCAGGUCGCUGUUCCAUUUACGCCUACGAAGGGCCAGGCUGGAGGUGGGUCUGCACAGAUUAUGGUAUUAUGGAUCCUCUCCACACCACGGGAAUUAGUGAAAUUGAUAUAGAAGAUGAUCACUCAAUUCUAUUGAAAGUCCUGAAGCCCUGUGACCUCCAAGAGUUUUGGGGGAGAAUUGUGAUAUAAUCACAACGCCACACCCUGGGUCCAAGAAAAGAAAAGAAACCCUGACCUUGUCCAUAUGGGUACUCAUGCAAAUUAAGGGCUAAAAUUCUAAGGGUUUGAAGGCAGUUCCACAAUGUAAUGCCUGCCUUAUUCAAGACCUUUAUCGUCUGAGGACCAGGGAAUAACCAAUCUGCCUCUGUAGAACUGAGAUUUAGAGCAAUACGUGCUAAUGCCGUUUCCAUCCUGGCGUUGAAAUCACCACAGCAGGAUAUCCAUGCUAGGAAAUUCUAGUUCAGCUCUUCUCCAAACAUAGCUCUAAAUCUUCCCAGAAUUAGACGACUGGGAGGGGUGCCUAUGGGAGGGAGCAUAUAUAUUAAAGCAAAGGAAAUCUCCUCCUUCACUGCUAGAAAUAAGGUGAUUUGUAAAUUGUUACUUUCACCCACUGCUGCUGUUGCCGGGCCUUGCAUUUAGCUUGGUAGAAACAAAGUGACUAAACCACCACUAGGUCGGCCUGAUUGGUUUUGUCGCAGGGGUAGCAAAAGCUUCAGAUCCUGGGGAAGAGGGGACAUGGAGAUCUGUGACACCAUGUCUCCUGUAGACAUGUAAACUGAAAUCUUUGUAUGAAAUCCAGAAAGUCGACGUCACCAAGCCAGAUACAUCCCGCCAUGACCUAGAUAGAAUGUGGGAAAUAGGGUGAUGGUGGGAAUAGGGCGUCAAUCUCUUCCGGAUGGUUUGAGUUCUGAGCUGGGCUCCUCCCUCUCAUUCAGUUCUGCCGGUUCCGGGUUUGAGAUCGCUGGUCCCUGGGACAGGUAAGGAGGAACUUAACGAGGGGCCAUUGCUGAUUUGGCCCAGAGGGAUCUUCGAUGACACCGGCAUAAACAUCAUGUUGUUCAGCUGAUGUAUCAUGAUGUUCAGCUGGUUUCAGAAAGCAAGGAUUUUGCCGACCCGUAUAGUUGUAUAGGUAGCAGGUCGCACAACUGCAUCUUGCGUCGGUACUGCUAGCGGGUCAAAACCUGACAGUGCCAGGAUCUUGAUUGGUGUAUUGGGCUUAGGGGACACAGCCUCCACCCGCAUCGAGGCAUAUGAGGACGAGAGCAUUUCAGACUGGUCUUACGGUAGCCCAACCAGGCCCAUGCACGUAGAGACCAGGGUACCAAGCGGGAUGUAGGAAAUCAAUUGUCAUUUGCGGGCAGGCCUGUUACCCUGGGUAAUAGAUCCCGGCCCCCGUCCAUUUGUCUUUAUGGCGCACAGGUCUAGCAUCACACUGUGGCUGUUCCAUCCUACAGGCUAAAAUGGCCGAUUGGUGAAAACCCUUGUAAAUAGAUGUACCAUUUUCUUGUGCGGUUUCUUAAUUUUAGAAUCUUGCAACGAAAUGGGCAGAUCUAAAGUUAAUAACCACACGUCUCAUAUAUAUCCAGAAGGCAGCUUUGAGAUGCUCACGACAUUCACGGGCGUAAUGUCUGCCCCAAAUGGGUCAGGAGAGACUCCAAUGUUUAUCCACUGUUGCAUCCAAGGGGUGGCUCCCACCAGUACUGCAAGUUUGCUGCCCUGGAGUUGCAGACUUGAGUUUUGUACUUGCUGGGCAGGCAUCUCUACUAGAGCCGUGUAAGGUUGGCCUGGCGACUUGGGCAGGGGUGAGUGAGAGAAUGUUGUUGCUUGAAGGAGGAUGGGGGCAACUGGAACACAAAGGCUUUUUCAAGCUUCUUUUCGAUCCCAUCCAGGAAGGACAACUUCAUGUGUGUGUGUUUUCUGCUAACUCCCCCACCUUUGGCAUACAGAACUAAGUGAGAUGAUGCCCUCCUCCAUCAUUGCCCUGGGUUGGACUAGAUGAUCCCCUGGGUCCCUUCCAAUUAUUCUAAUGUCAGGACCCCCCCCCCUUGGCUUAAUCACACCAUCCUGCUUCCAGGAUGAGCCAGUGUGGUGUAGUGGUUAAGAGUGGUGGACUCGUAAUCUGGUGAACCGGGUUCGCAUCUCUGCUCCUCCACAUGCAGCUGCUGGGUGACCUUGGGCCAGUCACACUUCUCUGAAGUCUCUCAGCCUCACUCACCUCACAGAGUGUUUGUUGUGGGGGAGGAAGGGAAAGGAGAAUGUGAGCCGCUUUGAGACUCCUUAAAGGGAGUGAAAGGCAGGAUAUCAAAUCCAAGCUCUUCUUCUUCUUCUUCUUCCCUCCCCUGCUCAGCCGUGUCUUCCAAGACAAGGAGACCAUGAUGCAAAGCGCUUUUGACUUGGCCAGUGAGAUUGCCAGCAAGAGUCCGGUUGCUGUGCAGGGAACCAAAGUCAACCUGGUCUACUCCAGGGACCACCCUGUGUCUGAUGGCCUGAAGUAUAUGGUGAGUGUCGUGGGGCACAGGGGCUUUGCAGAGUAGGGGGUCUCGGGUUUGCCGCCCGGACCCUCCAAGAAACAGAGCAGAGAUUUCAAAGGCCUUUGGCUGCAGCCACUGCCAAGCCAGAGGCUAAGAGUGGCCCUCCAGUCCUUCCUACCUGGCCCUCAGGACUCUUCCCCGGGCUGCACCCCUCACCAGCCUUUCUUCACACCUCCCUUGCCUGUUUUUGCCAGGCUGGAAUAUGUCCUCCAAGUCUGACAGCACCGUAUUUUUCGCUCCAUAAGACGCACUUUUUCCCUCCUAAAAAGUAAGGGGAAAUGUGUGUGCGUCUUAUGGAGCGAAUGCAGGGGGGAGGCAGGCAGGAAAAGCCCCCAAGAGCCGCACACAAGCUCCGCGCGGCUCUUGCGGGCUUUUCCCCAGGAGGGAGAAGGGACUGACGCGGCCAGUCAGUCCCUUCUCCCUCCUCGUAGAAAAGCCCGCAGGAGCCGUGCGCUCCUUAAAGGGUACGCGGCUCCUGUGGGCUUUUGCAGGAGGUGGGAGUAUUGCCAUAGCCACGUGCAGCCCCUCCGGACGGGAGAGGCUGCGCAUGGCUAUGGCAGAAGCCAAGACAGCGAGCGGGAUGGAUCCCGCUCGCUGUCUUGGCUUCUUUGCUCUUUGGGGCUGGGGGGCGGGAACCCGUGCUUCCCCCGGCAGCCUCAGAAGCUCUGAGAGAAGCGCAGCCUGUCCGCUGCUCUUUGGGGCUGGGGGGGUGGUUUCUUGAUUUCCCCCUCUAAAAACUAGGUGCGCCUUAUGGUCCGGUGCGCCUUAUGGAGCGAAAAAUACGGUACCUAUUGGGUGGAUGAAGCCUGGCUGGAGGACCGAGAGGGUUGUGCGCAGAAACUAGCCGACUAUUAACAAAGCAAAAUUUGCAUGGGUUGCUCCUCCCACUUCUGCCUCUGGCCCCGCCCAUCACCAGCAUGCAGCCCCCGGAAGAUAAUGCAACAAUACAUUCCCCAUCCCUGAGAUAGACAGCACUUUGCAGGAAGGCCUAAACUGGCUCCGUGCAACUCAUAAAUGCAUUUUGCCCUUUGUUCCCGUUUUGCAACAGGAACAAGGUGCAGCCGCCCUUGGUCUCUAGGAUUUGGCACCAGCAGAAGCAAGCGUAGUGCAAUAAAGCAAUAAAGCGAUUUGCACAACAUGGUUGCCGGGCGGCAGAAAUCCAGGUUCUGACUUUUGCACUCAGACAGCUGUUCCUGCUGUGCCACGGAAAACCCCAACGUGCAACCGACUUUCAGGGAUGUGUCCAGCCAAGUUCUGCUCAGAUCAAGCCCAGCGAGCGAAGUGAAUGGGCAUGAGUUAAUCUUGAAUUCCAAAGGGGGUUGCUCUGAGCCACAGCAACAUUUCUAGUUAAAAGGUUUUCGGCAGGGACUGGGAAAAGUGAAGGCCCCUGCUUGGGGUGAGCAGGCAGGGAGUCCCCCAAGUGCUGCCCCACUGAAAAACAGAUUUCCGACAAAUGUGGAAUGAGGGUUAUGUGUCACCUGUAACAGUUCUUGAGCAGGGUCCAUAUACAGUGCUCUGCUCCCGAAUGACUCCGUUUUGGAACGUUUCGGCUCCCGAACGCUGAAAACCCGGAAGUUAAACGCUUCAAUUUUCGAACAUUUUUCGGAGCCGAAUGUCCAACGCGGCUUCCGCUUGAGUGCAGGAAGCUCCCGCAACCAAUCAGAAGUCGCGCCUCGGUUGUCGAACAUUUCAGAAGCCGAAUGGGCUUCCGGAACGGAUUACAGUGGUACCUCAGGUUACAUACGCUUCAGGUUACAUACGCUUCAGGUUACAGACUCCGCUAACCCAGAAAUAGUGCUUCAGGUUAAGAACUUUGCUUCAGGGUGAGAACAGAAAUCGUGCUCCGGUGGUGCAGCAGCAGCGGGAGGCCCCAUUAGCUAAAAUGGUGCUUCAGGUUAAGAACAGUUUCAGGUUAAGAACGGACCUCCGGAACGAAUUAAGUACUUAACCUGAGGUACCACUGUAUGUUCGACAGCCGAGGUUUGACUGUAACGUAUGAAUCUGAGAUGUUUAGGUCUGAAGGAGGGGAAAGUAUCACUUAGCAGAAGGCAGAAUAACUGGAUGUUAGCUGAGAGAAAAUAUUUUGAAUAAUUUUUUGUAUAUAACUGAAAAAUGCAAAUCAGAAGUCCCUUUGAUCUCUCUCUUGUCUUUCUCUUUUCUGUUCCUCUCUUCCAUUUUCCUUUUUCUCCCCUUCCCCCCUUUUCUUGGUGUCCUCUGCUCUGGGGUUUCAUUGGAACUGCACACACCUGAAGGUGACAGGUGGCUGGCAAAGGGCCUUGGGUGAGAGGCUGGGAGGAGAAUGGGAAGCUGCCAGCUAAGAGCUGGGAGGCUCCACACCUUUCUGUGUGACAUGAGGGUUAAGGUCUGCCUUCGAAAGAGGACUCUGCCUUUUUCUUUCUUCCUCUGUUUUUAGUUAGAUUUACUGUAUUUUUCGCUCCAUAAGACGCACCUAGUUUUUAGAAGGGGAAUGCAAGGAAAAAAAUAUUCUUUAAAGGGAGCGCGGAAGAGAGGCUGUCUGCAUCCCAGGCUCUGCUCAGCGCUCCCUUUCACGAGCCGCGUGGAGCAUGUGUGCGGCGCUUGCAGGCUUCUCCCUCCUGGGGGGAAAAGCCCCCAAGAACUGCACACACGCUCCACGCGGCUAGUGAAAGGGAGUGCUGCUCUUGGGGGCUUUUCCGGGAGGUGCGGGAGGGGCUUGAGGGGCUGCCCUCUGUCCCUUCCCCCACCUCCCACAAAAGCACGCAAGAGCCGCGCGCUCUUUAAAGGAUGCACAGCUCCUGCGGGCUUUUCUACGAGGAGGGAGAAGGGACUGAUGCGGCCAGAAAGGCCCUUCUCCCUCCUGGGGAAAAGCCCGCGGAGCGUGUGUGCGGUUCUUGGGGGCCUUUCCCGCCUGCCUCCCCCCUGCAUUCGCUCCAUAAGGCGCACACACAUUUCCCCUUACUUUUUAGGAGGGGAAAAGUGCGUCUUAUGGAGCGAAAAAUACGGUAGUUUAUUUUAAGAAGUGCUCCCAUGCAUAAAGAACAAACAGCUAAGGCAGUUGCUCCGCCGUUUUCUGAGUCCGCUUUGUUUCUGCCCUGCAGGCUACCUGGAACAUGAGCAUGCUUCAGACAGAGGACAUCUUGAAGUCCGCCCAAGGCAUCAUGGAGAAGAAGACAACCAGGCAGAUAACCUACUCCAAGUUGUAGCUGCUCUGUGCUUGCAGCAUAAGGCAGCAAGCCCCCACCAAGAGCAGUAAGGGUGGGCUGCUGUUUUGGCCGUGGGCGAGACUGGACUCCAGGACCCCCUGCGAGAGGAAGGGGGGCAGCAAGUGCCUUCAGAUACCGGCUCAGCCAUGAAGCUGAGUGACACGUAACGCCUUAGGAGGGGUAGAGAGGCCUUCCUUCUGAAAAAUGGUGCUUUCCCCACCCAAAGGAAGGUUAGUGGUGGAACCGGAAAUAAACAUUUAAAACGCAAUCAGCGCUCUGGGAGGAGAGGAGAUUAUUUCGGCGGAGAAUAAACCCUGCUUCAGUUAACGCCGCAGCGAGGAUGUUGGUUCUCGGCUCAGUUUGUUUGCUUAUAUUGGUGUAACGCUUUAAUUCUGUUUGCAAAUAAAAAGCUAGAAAAAAAUCGGUAAACAAAUAAGCUGGAAAUAUAUUCAUAAAAGUGUAUGACAAAGUGAAGGUUGCCCUUCUCUUCUUUCUGCCUGAGUAAAUAAGCUGAGAGUCAGGCUGAUCUCUUCCUUUCCCUGAGAUCCCACCGGUCUGUCUUCAAGGCCAGGUUGAAACUUGAACGUGGAAUAAUAAUACACAUCGAAAUUCUGCUGUGCUGUCUCUCUGGUGGUUUGAAACAAUGCAGUUUGAGCACGCAGGUAUUUAUUUUGCAACCUCUCAACCUAAUCCUGUUUUUGCAUCUAUGGGAACUAGAAAUUUGGUGGCAUGCUCAGUCGGAUGCUGAGUCGUGCACACCCUGUGCCAAAUUUUGCACACCUAUAGCCCUUGUGUACAGUUCCCCUGUGGGAAUGCAGCCCUUGACAGAACGCAUAGCGUUCCCCAGACCGCCUUACCAGAAUUGAAGAAGGCACCCAGACCUGCCCAAAAGUCUUCCCUUGCCCUCUUUGGUAGCUGUGAACGGGGAAGAUGGAAUUCUGGGAGAACGGGAAGCAGCGUUGCAUGCUGGUCUUAAGGAAGUGGUUGUUGUUGUUUAGUCGUGUCCGACUCUUCAUGACCCCCUGGACCAGAGCAUGCCAGGCACUGUCUUCCACUGCCUCCUGCAGUUUGGUCAAACUCAUGCUGGUAGCUUCGAGAACACUGUCCCACCAUCUCGUCCUCUGUCACCCCCUUCUCCUUGUGCCCUCCACUUUUCCAGGGAGUCUUCUCUUCUCCUGAGGUGACCAAAGUCUUGGAGCCUCAGCUUCAGGAUCUGUCCUUCCAGUGAGCACUCAGGGCUGAUUUCCUUCAGAAUGGAUAGGUUUGAUCUUCUUGCAGUCCAUGGGACUCUCAGUUCAUUUCAAAUUUGGGAUUUAGGACCUUUUGUGUGCCAGAGAAAUCCAGCAAGUGGCAAGGAGCCUUUGAUUCUCCCAAGUGUUGCUGGAUGCAAUCUCCCAUCACCCUUGGCUAUUGGGGGCUAGGGUUGAAGGGAAUUGGAGUCCAAUAAUACCCAGAGAGACACUGGCUCUCUUCCCCUCACUCCUUAAUCAAGUGGUUCUCAAAGGGUGUGAGAGGCGGGAAGAUUCAAGGACAAUCAAAGAAACAUUUAAACAUUUCAGGGUAGUAUACAGCAACCCCCGAUUCGUGUGUGAUGCCCCCUUUUCCAGUCACUUCUGGGUCGUGCGUCAAUUUGACGUGUGUCAAUGGGUUGUUGCCCUUGGGAUCAGAAUUAAUUUUUCUGUUUGUGGAAUGUGGAUCGGUAUCUUCAGAAUGAGAGCAAGAGCUAUUCUCCACGACAUGUUGAUGUGAACAGGAAUUUUCAGCUGACAAAUAUGGAAGUCAUUUUCAACUGCCAAAAUGUGGAAUAUCAGAAAAAGAGAUAGGCUUCUUUGGGCCGAUGAGGAGAUGGGAGUUUGCUUGUCUCAAAUUAGACCUAAUAUAGAUGAGGUUACCCAGCACAAAGCAAGCCCACACCUCUCACUGAGUUUGUAUGCAUACUAGCUACAUAGAUAAGAGGCUCGUUUAUCCUUAUAUUUUGGGAAUGAUUCCUAUUCUUAUGUAGCUGCGUUGUUUUAUACUUUCCUGGUGUCCCGUGAUCAUAUUAUAAAGCAGUCGUGUUCUGUGUUACAAAUCAAGCACAGCAAGGAGCUGUUUCUUGUUUUCCAAUGUAUUUCUUGCCAAUAAAAAAAUCCAGUGUGGUGCGAGCCAAUUUUUAUUCUGAAAGUAUGGCUCAGAAAGAAAAGUCUUGCGAGCCACUGCCUUAACCAGUUCCCCCCUUGCUGGUUCUUGUACAAGGUUCAGUCAUGGGAAUUUCGAACUUCAAGGUUGAAUCUCAAAGCAUCUGUAACCUUGAAAAGCUACUGCUGUUCGGAGUGGACGAUAGUGGGCUAGGCCAAACCAAUGGCCUGACUCUGCAACAGCUUCCAUGGCAUUUUCGAGGUUCUGAACCAUCUCUCCAGGAGUCCAGGAAACGGGUCUUUGAAUAGAACUGAGACCUAAAAUAAUAGGGAGGGCCAUCUCAAAAUUCAUUGUUUGUCUGCCAGUCCUGCUCCCAGAACCAGGACGGUUGUAUCCCCACAAUCUUGCAAUCUCUGUACCCAUCACUGACAGGCUAGCGCCUGAACCUUCAAAAAUAACCCUCGAUCAUGGAUUUUAGAGGUUCUGUUCCACUGGCGCCGCACCCCUUGGCCUCUGGCAGGUUGAAAUCAGCAUUUGUGGGCGGCUGAUAACUGAGGCUUAGCAAACAAGCAAUAAAGGCUAAAGGUUAGUUCAAGGGGAAGGUCUAUAUAGCUCAACGGAAGAGCAUAUAGAAUAGAUCCCAAGUUCAGACCCUGACUAAAUCUCUUGGCAGGACUGGGGGGAAAACCCUGGAGAAUUGGAGCCAGUCAGUGUAGGGAAUAAACUGAAAAUUUUUCUCUCAUCAUAGAAGGUUGGCGGUUCGAAUCCCCGCAAUGGGGUGAGCUCCCAUUGUUCGGUCCCUGCUCCUGCCAACCUAGCAGUUUGAAAGCACGUCAAAGUGCAAGUAGAUAAAUAGGUACCGCUCCGGCGGGAAGGAAAACGGCGUUUCCGUGCACUGCUCUGGUUCACCAGAAGCGGCUUAGUCAUGCUGGCCACAUGACCCGGAAGCUGUACGCCAGCUCCCUCGGCCAAUAAAGCGAGAUGAGCGCCGCAACCCGAGUCGUCCGCGACUGGACCUAAUGGUUAGGGGUCCCUUUAACCUUUGUGUGUGUGUGUGUGUGUGUGUGUGUGUGUGUGUGUGUGUGUGUGUGCUGCUCAUCUGACUGGGUUUCUCCAGCUACUCUGGGCGGCUUCCAGCAAUCAAAUUAACCCCUCAAACACAGUCAUCUUGCCCUUUGCCUCGGGCGGCAAAAAGUCUUCGGUCGGCCUUGGCUUACAUCUGUUUGAGUGGGCUGGCAUCCCGGGAGCCGCCUCUUGGGUGCUCGGGUGCCCAUCCCGUUGUUCCGUCUUCCAGCUGGCUGCCGCAGUCCAGAGUCCAACCGGUGGGGCGUUGCCUCCAUUUAUGAGGCUCAUCUGUGCCCCCUUCCUCAGUCUCUGGACCCAGCCCAUCCUUCGCCUCUCCCAGUUGGUUUCUGCAAAGACCUGCCACUUCACCCAGUCUCACCCACCCUCCCUUUCCACAAGCAAGGCUCCGGGAAUGUUUGCUGUCAAUUCAUUCCCACUGCCCAGCCCAGCCACAGCAAACAGCGCACCCGCCUGUUAAUGACCAUUAUUGGUUUCCCAGGGACAACAGUCUUGGGGGUUUAUUGUAGCUGCUUCCUCCCAGGGUGUUCUUGCCAGCUCCCGAUGCAGCCCGCUCCACAGGGAGGGCGUUUCAAAGAUUUGCUAGCCAAGAUAAAGAAAGGAGACAGGGGCAGAGGUCUCGGGUGAGGAGAAUGUCAACAGCUGGGCUUGAAGCCAGAGCCCGAGUCGGGAAGGUACGAUGCCGUCAAAUUUCCUCAAAGCGCCCUGAUGCCACCUUUGUGCCACUUUAAAGAGCUGUGGCUCCCAUAUAUAUAUCUAUAUAUAUAUAUAUCUAUAUAUAUCUAUAUCUAUAUCUAUAUAUCUAUCUAUCUCCUGGGGGCUAUAGUUUGAUGAUUAGUUAAGAGACUCCCCUCACAAAACUACAAUUCCCAGACUUCCCUGGGAAGAGGGAUUGGCUGUUAAGUCACUCUGGGAACUGUAGUUGCGUGAGAGGAAUAAGGAAUCCCCUAAUUAUUCUCAGCACCCAUAACAAACUACAGUUCCCAGAAUUCCCCCCCAUUUUUAAAUUCAUUUUAUAACACAACUAAACAGCACAAACAGAAAAACAAACAAAUUCUUGUCUUAUCCUUUUUUUUCCUAAACAUCGUUAGGUGAGCUUUCCCAAGUCCCCCCAUCUGAUUUUCAUUUUACCUCAACUUUAGCAGUUUACAUAUAUCAUAAUUUCUAGCCGUUUUUUAAAUCACGCUUACUUUUACCAUAGAAAUCUUUACAUUUUAUCACAAAUAACCCUAUUUUAAAAUACACUAUCUUCUACUUCUAACCCUACAGCCUCCAUCCACUUCCAGAGCUAUUCUAAGAUUUAAAUAUUAACAUAUUUUUUCAGAUAUUCUUUUUUUUUUAAUGAUAUUUAUUAGAUUUUCAGAAAAAAAAGAAUUACACAAAAACAAGAAAAGUAAAAACAAAGAACAGAAGUAAAAAUACAGGAAAAAUACAAAAUACAGAAUAAAAAAAUAAAAAACACUUAACAAGAAAAAAAAGAAAAAUAGAUCAAUUUUUCUAUACCUUAUAUUCAUAUCCUUGUUUCCCUGACCUCCUCAUACCUCCCUUUUUUGUAUUCCAGUUCAAUUAGUUAAUUCAGCAAUUUCUUUCCCUCUUUAUUUUCUCAUGAUCCUAUAACUUAAUAUACUAUGACUUAAAAUUUUCACCUGUUAUCAAUCCUUUUUUACAUACACCUUUAUAGCAUUCCUGCUUAAACCACCUAACUUCAUUCGAACAUCAUUCUAACAUUCAUUAAUUUUGCAGUAUUUCUGUAAAUAGUCCUUAAAUUUCUUCCAAUCUUCUUCCACCGACUCUUCUCCCUGGUCUCGGAUUCUGCCAGUCAUUUCCGCCAAUUCCAUGUAGUCCAUCACCUUCAUCUGCCAUUCUUCCAUAGUGGGUAGAUCUUGUGUCUUCCAAUACUUUGCAAUAAGUAUUCUUGCUGCUGUUGUGGCAUACAUAAAGAAAGUUCUAUCCUUCUUUAACACCAGUUGGCCGACUAUGCCCAGGAGAAAGGCCUCUGGUUUCUUCAAGAAGGUAUAUUUAAAUACCUUUUUCAAUUCAUUAUAUAUCAUCUCCCAGAAAGCCUUAAUCCUUGGGCGUGAAAGAAUGUACCUUCAGUUUCUUUACAUUUCCAACAUUUGUUAUCGGGCAAAUGGUAGAUUUUUGCAAGCUUGACUGGGGUCAUGUACCACCUGUAUAUCAUUUUCAUAAUAUUCUCUAUUAAGGCAUUACAUGCCGUAAACUUCAUACCUGUGGUCCAUAACUGUUCCCAGUCAGCCAUCAUUAUGUUAUGUCCAACAUCUUGCGCCCAUUUAAUCAUAGCAGAUAUUCUUUAAACGUCUUCCAAUCUUCUUCCACCAUCUCUUCUCUCUGGUCUCAGAGUCUCCCAGUCAGUUCGGCAAGUUCCAUAUAGUCUUAUAUAAUUCGGGGGGGGGGGGAGCCAUAUCAGUUUGAAGUGGCAUCGUAGAGCUUUAAAUGUUUUGGGUAACCCCAGCAAACAGAUUCACUGCCGGCACUCAGGUGGCAAACCCCAAGCAUUUUUGGGGGGGAGGUCACGGGUGGCACAGAGCCUAGGACUUGCCGAUCAGAAGGUCAGUGGUUCGAAUCCCCCCGAUGGGGUGAGCUCCCGUUGCUUGGUCCCUGCUUCUGCCAACCUAGCAGUUCGAAAGCACGUCAAAAGUGCAAGUAGAUAAAUAGGUACCGCUCUGGCGGGAAGGUAAACGGCAUUUCUGUGCGCUGCUCUGGUUUGCCAGAAGCGGCUUAAUCAUGCUGGCCAAAUGACCCUGAAGCUGUACGCCGGCUCCCUCGGCCAAUAAAGUGAGAUGAGCGCCGCAACCCCAGAGUCGGUCACCACUGGACCUAAGGGUCAGGGGUCCCUUUACCUUACUGUCCGCCUGUGGAUCUGUCCCCCUGCUCACAUACCUUUGAAACUUUCCCUGCUGGGGUGAUCACCCCAGUUUCACUCCUGCUUUGCAUUUGUUUCAUUCAAGCUGCUUCCGAGGUAUUAUUCAGUGGCGAGAGGUGAACUCUGCACAUGGACAGAACCCGACCUUCCAACAUCUUGAGUCCACAUCUUGUGACGCACAUCUUCCUGCCCGUGCUCCUACACAAGUCACAGAGACCCAAAGAUGUGCUUUUUGGGUGGAUGUUUGCACUGCCCCCAAAAAUGCGUGUUUUAGGGCAUUGCGUGAGAUCACAGCCCAGAAAAUGUGCUUUUUUUAAAGGGUGAGAUCUCGGCGUGGAAUUGCACAAGAUCUCGACACCCCAAAUGACUGCUGUGCUCUCAUGAGAGAAAACAGGGUGUCCCGUUUUUUCCUGGACGCUUGGGGGAAAUGUAGGAUGUGACGAGUUUGGGGGCUAAAAUUACCCAAGCUCUAAAACACCCAUGCCUGCCCUGGCACCUUUCUGACGUCCGAAACUGCCCUUGUGGGAAUUUUAUGAAGUGCCCUAACUCUCUGAGCGCCUGUGUCCCACUCACACGACCACAAACUUUUGAGGAUAACUAGUAUUGCGUAUUCUUCAGAGCUGAUUGGCUCUUAGCAAAGAGACACCGGCCAACAGCUCUCGUUCUUCUUGCCCCGAAUCCAGUAGAUCUCCUCUGCAGCUAGGUGAACCGUUUCCCCAGCCCCCUGCAAAAUUAAUUCCAGGUGAGCUGCUGCUAUACAGAUGUUUCACGGGUGAAACUGUUUUCCUGGCACGGAGGAAAGCAAAAUGGGACGCUUGGCCUGUGAGAUUUCUGCCUGUCGGGCUGUUAAAAGCAUCAGAGCAGCCCAGGCGGGUUGACAAAUCUCUCUCGGCAGCACUAAACCCUGUUGAGCACCUAUUUCCUUGCUGCAACCACUAGGUAAUCCAAAAUAGAAGAAAACCCCCCAAAUUUUCCAUUGCGGAACAGGCAACGAGGUUCCCCCUCCCCGACUGUGUCCUUGGAGAAUAAGACAGGUGAGCUCCUCACCUGUUGAGAUGGGUGGGUCCUGGCCAGACCUCCUGGCUGCUCCACCCCUUUGGAGCCAGGUGCUAUAAAAGUAUUCCGGGUGGCUCUGGGAGGUUUUCCUGCAGCCGGUCUUGAUCCACAUCCGAGCAGAAGUCAGACUGCGGCACCAUGGCUUUCGUCCCAGCACCCGGUUACAUGCCCACCUACAACCCGGUAAGCGUUCAACCUCCAUCUCUCCCUGCGCAAUCUGUGCUCUUGUAUUCUCUGCAAGAAAAGAAUAAAAUUUGCCGUCACUUAACCUGAGUCUUCCGUUCCCUUUCCCCCCCCCCCCAAAGACCUGCUCUGGGAUUUUAAAAAUUGCAGUUGUUCUGUUUAACUUAUAGCUCAUUCGCUCUUACCCAGUCAAAUGGGCAGGGUGCAAAUUAAUAAUAAUAAUAAUAGUAGUAGUAGUAAUAAUAAUAAUAAUAAUAAUAAUAAUAAUAAUAAUAAUAGCCACCUUUUGCCCUGCUCUAUCCAGGCACAGGUUCAUGCUUUUAUAGCUCUGUGUUUGAGCUCUCUCUCUCUCUCUUUUGGCCCAGAACUCGCCCCCAACCCACCCCCCCGCUCUUUAAAGUUGAAGAGCCACGAAUGAUAAUUCGUGUCUUCUGCGAAUUGCAGUUGGCUCCAAUUCACGUUUAAAGAGCAGGUUAUCGUGGGGAAAACUCCAGAGCAAAAGUGAGAGAGCCCUUGGACGCAGAACUUUAAAGCCUAGAGGAAAGAGUGGAUCAGCCCUUGUUUAUUUAUUUAAAUCAAACAGAAGCAUUUGGCAGAGCGGCCUCUAUGGCGCCUUUAAAUUUCACUUCAAUUUGUAUCACAAACAGGUUUUCCUACCUGAAGUUACUGUAGAUUUGUAUUCAUAAGCAACCUUGCCCGACUCACACACAUUCUCUCUCUGGAGAAGAAUUUGCUACCGUUUUAUCCAAGAGUUCUGUGAGUUUCUGAAGCUUGCGCUGCCUGGAGUUCGGUUCAAGCAAUCCGUCGGAGAACAAGCCCCUCCAAAUCUCCCCAUUCCCCCAGUCUAAGAACUGCCAGGGCACCAUGAACGAAAGCGUGAGCAGUUCCUUUAGAAAGCACUCGCCGCAACUGGUGCCUGGGAUUUUAGGCCAUUGAACUGUCCUAGCAAAUGGCUUUGACACCGGUGACCUGCUGUCUAUUUUAUCAAGGGCGUCGGAAGUCACGGCAAUUGUGACACAGAACGCACUCCACAGACGUACCUGCAUGUCCUCCCCACUCACCUGAUUGUACUUUUAUUAAAAUUAGUAAAGGUAAAGGGACCCCUGACCGUUAGGUCCAGUCGCUGACGACUCUGGGGUUGCGGCGCUCAUCUCGCUUUAUUGGCCAAGGGAGCUGGCGUACAGCUUCCAGGUCAUGUGGCCAGCAUGACUAAGCCGCGAACCAGAGCAGCGCACGGAAACGCCAUCUACCUUCCCGCCGGAGCGGUACCUAUUUAUCUACUUGCACUUUGAUGUGCUUUUGAACUGCUAGGUUGGCAGGAGCAGGGACCGAGCAACGGGAGCUCACCCCGUCGCGGGGAUUCGAACCGCCGACCUUCUGAUCGGCAAGUCCUAGGCUCUGUGGUUUAACCCACAGCGCCACCCGCAUCCACACAAUAUAAAUAAUGCCAGGCCUCAAUAUAGUUUAAACUCAAUAUAGUUUAAAAACGGCACAAGUCAAAUGCAAAACGCUGGGUAAUGCCCCUCUAGAAAUCCUUCGGUUGCCACCGCUUCCACUCUUUCUGAGUUCCUGCUCCUCUGCCUAUCUCCGCUCCUUGCUUGCUUGCUCACUUAUGGUAGGGGGCAGGUGAGCAGAUGGUAAGAACCAGGGGAAAGAGAAACAGGACAAGGACUGACCCCCCCCCCAAAGGAGUUCAAAGUCAGGAAGCCAACUUUGGCGCAGACCUCGGGAUGUGCCAGUAAGGUUGACUCCUGACUCUGACGUGGGCAGCAUCCCAGACUAUGUCCCAGAAUCUUUUGCAAUGCACAGAGAUUUCCCCCAGGAGACAAGCUGAUUUGUCAAGGAGAGGAAGAAAAGUCCUAAAAACCGGUCAAUUUACUCAAUGCAGCAAACUGAGCAUUUUUCAAGGUCCUAAACGCGUUUCCGUGCGCUGCUCUGGUUUCGCCAGAAGCGGCUUAGUCAUGCUGGCCACAUGACCUGGAAAAACUGUCUGUGGACAAAUGUCGGCUCCCUUGGCCAGUAAAGCGAGAUGAACGCCACAACCCCAGAGUCGUUCGCGACUGGACUUAUCUGUCAGGGGUCCUUUACCUUUUUAACAUAAUAAUAAUAAUACAGUGGUACCUUUAGAUGCGAACAGGAUCCGUUCCGGAGCCCCAUUCGCAUCCUGAGUAGAACGUAACAUGCGUCUGCGCAUGCGCAGGUCACGUUUCGCCGCUUCCGCGCAUGCGCGUGAUGUCAUUUUGAGUGUCUGCGCAUGCGUGGGUGACGAAACCUGGAAAUAACACGUUCCGUUAGUUCCGGGUCACGGUGGAGCAUAACCUGGAAAUGCUCAACCAGAAGCAUAUUUAACCCGAGGUAUGACUGUAAUAAUAAUUUAUUAUUUAUACCCCACCCAUUAUUUACACCCCACUCUGGGCAGCUUCCAACAAAAUAUUAAAAUACAAUAGUCCUUCAGAUAUUAAAAGCUUCCCUAAACAGGGCUGCCUUCAGAGGUCUUCUAAAAGUCUGCUAGUUGUUUUUUCCUUUGACAUCUGGUGGGAGGGCGUUCCACAGGGCGGGUGCCACUACCAAGAAGGCCCUCUGCCUGGUUCGCUCCAGUGCUGCUUUUCCUGAUGGAGACUUUGCCAGGUAUAUAAUGCACCUGUUCCAAUUUCCCUUUUAGCCAGGAAUUUGAAGCGUUUGGUCAAUUUUGUUUAAUCAAUGUGUUCUUCCUACACUAGCAUAGUGUUUGAGCCCGGCUCCCUAAUGCACGGCUAGGAGGGCCAUUGGGUUAACACAACAAGACCUAUGCCUUCCUUCAUAUGGGGGUGGGGAGGGCGCUUCAAUCAAUGAUGCCCAUCCUGGAUCCUGAUCUCGCCAGUCCGACCCAGCUGGUGGAAAUGUUCCCCUUCCUUGGUUUUUUAGUUUUAGUUCCGUGCGUGCAAAGAUCUGAUAAGGGUACGUGGCCAUCCGGCCAUCCACCCGACCUCUUCCUCAACGCACCUUUCCCAAGUUCAGAUCCUGUGGAUAAAAGCAGAACUCAUUUGCGGCUUGGACCUCAGCCAGCCUGCUCCACCCUAAGCGAGUCCGUUUCAUAGCUGGAUGGCUUAAUAAUUAACACGCCGCUUUCUGCAGGUUCCCAACCGAUCUUGCAAAGCAAAGGAUGAGCUGGCAGCUCGGGCCGUUCCAAGUUCUCGGUUUUCCCGUCUUAAGUAUAAUCCUCCACAAUUUCCGAAACUGUUCUGCAUUUAAAAAUAAAGAAAAUACCGGGGAAACGCUCAGGGCUUUUAGUGCAGGGUUCCCCAGAUAGGUACAUUUUGUCCUGAUAAAUGGUCAGAGGCCUGGAAACGAUGCCUUAUGAGGAACGGCUAAGGGAGCUGGGCAUGUUUAGCCUGGAGAAGAGGAGGUUAAGGGGUGAUAUGAUAGCCAUGUUCAAAUAUAUCAAAGGAUGUCACAUAGAGGAGGGAGAAAGGUUGUUUUCUGCUGCUCCAGAGAAGCGGACACGGAGCAAUGGAUCCAAACUACAAGAAAGAAGAUUCCACCUAAACAUUAGGAAGAACUUCCUGACAGUAAGAGCUGUUCGACAGUGGAAUUUGCUGCCAAGGAGUGUGGUGGAGUCUCCUUCUUUGGAGGUCUUUAAGCAGAGGCUUGACAACCAUAUGUCAGGAGUGCUCUGAUGGUGUUUCCUGCUUGGCAGGGGGUUGGACUCGAUGGCCCUUGUGGUCUCUUCCAACUCUAUGAUUCUAUGAUUCUAUGAGACAAUUGUCUACAUAAGAACAGUAGAAGAGCCAGUGGCCCAAUUCGCCCAGCACCCAUCCAGAUCCCUGUGGGAAACCCGCAAGCAGGAUUCGAACGCAGGAGCCCUCUCUCCUGUGGUUUCCAGAAACAGGCAUUUAGAAGAAUUACGGCCUCUUGACAGUGGAGGCAGAGAAUAGCCACCAAAUACAUUUUUUGAAGGCUGGUUCAGGUGCAUGAAAGGGAUGCGGGUGGCGCUGUGGGUUAAACCACAGAGGCUAGGACUUGCUGAUCAGAAGGUUGGUGGUUCGAAUCCCCGCGAUGGGGUGAGCUCCCGUUGCUCGGUCCCUGCUCCUGCCAACCAAGCAGUUCGAAAGCACAAAGUGCAAGUAGAUAAAUAGGUACUGAUCCGGCGGGAAGGUAAACGGCGUUUCCGUGCGCUGCUCUGGGUCGCCAGAAGCGGCUUAGUCAUGCUGGCCACAUGACCCGGAAGCUGUACGCCGGCUCCCUCGGCCAAUAAAGCAAGAUGAGCACCGCAACCCCAGAGUCGUCCACGACUGGACCUAAUGGUCAGGGGUCCCUUUACCUUUACCUCAGAUGCAUGAACUUGGAUCUCGGUAUAUUGUAGGGUUACCAGACGUCCCCGUUUUCCGGGGACAGUCCCCGGAUUUGCAAAUCUGUCCCCAGACAAAUUCCAUCCCCGGAAUGUCCCCGGAUUUCAUUAAACGUCCCCGGGAAACAUGACACCCUGCUCUCCUGGAGUAAUACGCAGAUGGAGGGGUAGGAAGAGAAGAGAUCGCAGGUGGGUGGCCGUUGCCCAGGCAAGACGAGCAGUUUCUCUGCUGGGCAAGGUGCAAAGCUCCUCUUUCGCACCCUGUGAAACUCUCAAAACAAAGGAGGAAGGGGGCAGGAGAUUGGGGGAGGCUCGAGAGUCAGGGGCGGGUGGCACGCAGUUGUCCAGGAGGGGCGCAAGGGGCACGGUUUCUCUGCUGGGCAAGGUGCAGAGGGGUGAAAUGACUUCAAUCCCCAACUGGAGUAGCGGCAGAGCUGGCGAGGAGCCGGGCAGCUGAGUGUGAGAGAGUGUGAACGAGAGCGUGUCCCUGAUGGCCGAGAAUACAGAAGUCAAACUAGAACAGGGAAGCCUUAUGUUCUUUUAAGUUGAGGCUGCUUAAAUUGGAGUGCCGUAUUUUUCGCUCUAUAGGACGCACCGGACCUUAGGAGGGGGAGAACAGGGGAAAAAAAUCUCCUCCUCUCUGCUCAGCGCCCUUUCAGCGAAGUGGCAGGAGAAACGGAGCCCCUUCCAUUUUUCCUCCCGCUUAGCUGAAGGGGCGCUGCGCAGAGAGGGAAAACUGUGCAGCGCCUCUCCAGUGAAGCGAAGCCUGGAGAGCAAGAGGGAUCGGUGUGCACUGACCCCUCUCACGCUCCAGACUUCAAGCGGCUAUCUGCAAGCGAGAACUCCUGCUGCACUCCGAAGGCUUGCGGAUAGCCGCCUGAAGCCCCCGCAGUGCAGUGCGAACUGCCGCUGCACUCUGGGGGUUUCAGGCAGCCUUGCCUCCACUCCCAGAGCUUGCGGGGCUGGGGGCGGGGGAAGCCUGAGCUUCCCCUGAACCCAGCCCCCAGAACAGGUCGGGGAGCGGCAGUCCCUUCUCCCUCCUGGGGAAAAGCCUGCAAGAGCCGCGCGAAGCUUGUGUGAGGCUCUUGGGGGCUUUUCCUGCCUGCCUCCCCCCCUGCAUUCGCUCCAUAGGACGCACAGACUUUUCCCCUUAGUUUUUAAGAGGGAAAAAGUGCGUCCUAUGGAGUGAAAAAUACAGUAGCUCCAUUGCAGGGGGUUGGCCUAGAUGCCCCUCAGAGAUCCUUUCCAAAUCUGUGAUUCUGUGAUCAUCCCACUGUCAUAUUCUCAAACUUUGCUUCCAACUCCACUCCCCCCAGGUUUCUCUCCUCCUCCGGACUUCUCAAGACAGCAAAACAGCUGAUGUAUAGAUGUAAUUAGGGAUAGUAAAGCAUGUUGUCGUUUAGUUGUGUCCGACUCUUCGUGACCCCCUGGACCAGAGCAUGCCAGGCACUCCUGUCUUCCACUGCCUCCCGCAGUUUGGUCAAACUCAUGCUGGUAGCUUCGAGAACACUGUCCAACCACCUCGUCCUCUGUCGUCCCCUUCUCCUUGUGCCCUCCAUCUUUCCCAACAUCAGGGUCUUUUCCAGGGAGUCUUCUCUUCUCAUGAGGUGGCCAAAGUAUUGGAGCCUCAGCUUCACGAUCUAUCCUUCCAGUGAGCACUCAGGGCUGAUUUCCUUCAGAAUGGAGAGGUUUGAUCUUCUUGC